This is a messenger RNA of Mauremys mutica (yellowpond turtle), 6848 nucleotides long. RefSeq names its product SEL1L adaptor subunit of ERAD E3 ubiquitin ligase (gene SEL1L). Gene Ontology annotation, biological process: ERAD pathway. The record is from RefSeq and is a predicted model, not a curated record. Gene Ontology annotation, molecular function: protein binding. Lineage: Eukaryota; Metazoa; Chordata; Testudines; Geoemydidae. The coding region runs from base 78 to 2453 and encodes 791 amino acids. Gene Ontology annotation, cellular component: endoplasmic reticulum membrane. The transcript is spliced from 21 exons.
CUCGAGGCAGGUGGGCGGGGUGGGGAAGCCGGACUUGGGGCUCCUCGGCGGCGUUGUCGCCUCACAGGAGCCCUGCGAUGGAUCUGCGGAAGCGGCUGGCGUUGCUACUCUGCGCCGCGGCGCUGUGGAGCUGCGGCCUAGCCACCGCUGAUGAAGAAGGAAGUCAGGAUGAGUCAUUAGACUCAAAGACUUCCUUGCCUUCAGAAGAACAGGUGGGGGACCGCUCCACAGGAACCCGUGUUGUAGCAGGUCAGAUCUUCCAUGAGUCAGAGGAAUCAGACUCUCACACUGAAGAUGAAGAGAGCUUUAGGAGCCCAGAAGAGGAGAAAGAAAGCAUGUUGGAGGAGCUUAACUCUCUUGAAAUGUCAAACCUAUUAAAUAAGAACUUGGAAGAUGUAGAAAUGCAGAAACCAGUUUUGACAGCCAUCGGAGGCACUGCAGACAGUGAGCCCUGUCACUUCCCCUUCCUGUUCCUGGAGAAGGAGUAUGCAGAAUGUACUGCUGAUGGGAGGGAAGAUGGCAGGCUUUGGUGUGCAACAACCUAUGAUUACAAGAGAGAUCAAAAGUGGGGCUUCUGUGAAACUGAAGAGCAGUCUAAUAAGAGAAGACAGAUGCAAGAAGCAGAGGAUGUUUACCAGACUGGGAUGAAAAUCCUUAACGAGAGCAGUAAAAAGGCACAGAAGAAAGAAGCAUAUCAGUAUCUUCUGAAAGCAGCCGACAUGAACCAUACCAAGGCAAUGGAAAAAGUGUCUUAUGCUCUAUUGUUUGGGGAUUACCUGAAGCAAAACAUCCAGUCUGCUAAAGAGCUGUUUGAGAAACUGACUGAGGAGGGAUCUCCUAAAGGGCAAACGGCUCUUGGAUUUCUCUAUGCAUCUGGUCUUGGUGUUAAUUCCAGUCAAGCUAAGGCCCUUGUUUAUUACACUUUUGGAGCUCUCGGAGGAAAUCUGAUAGCGCACAUGAUUUUGGGUUACCGGUACUGGGGUGGGAUAGGAGUCCUUCAGAGUUGUGAAUCUGCUCUCACUCACUAUCGACUUGUGGCUAAUCAUGUGGCUAGCGAUAUAUCUCUGACAGGAGGCACAGUUGUGCAGAGAAUUCGCCUGGCAGAUGAAGUGGAAAAUCCAGGAAUGGCCAGUGGGAUGCUGGAGGAAGAUUUGAUUCAAUAUUACCAGUUUCUAGCAGAGAAAGGAGAUGUACAAGCACAGGUUGGCCUUGGUCAGUUACAUUUACAUGGAGGAAGAGGAGUGGAGCAAAAUCACCAGAGAGCAUUUGAAUACUUCAACCAAGCAGCUAAUGCUGGUAACUCGCAUGCCAUGGCCUUUCUAGGAAAGAUGUAUUCGGAAGGAAGUGAUAUCAUACCCCAGAGCAAUGAGACUGCUCUUCAGUAUUUCAAGAAAGCUGCUGAUAUGGGUAAUCCAGUUGGACAGAGUGGACUAGGAAUGGCUUACCUGUAUGGAAGAGGAGUUCCAGUGAAUUAUGAACUGGCAUUAAAGUAUUUCCAGAAGGCUGCAGAACAAGGAUGGGUAGAUGGGCAGCUUCAGCUGGGCUCAAUGUAUUACAAUGGCAUUGGAGUGAAGAGAGACUAUAAACAGGCUUUGAAAUAUUUUAAUUUGGCCUCUCAGGGUGGUCAUAUUCUGGCUUUCUAUAAUCUGGCACAGAUGCACGCCACUGGCACCGGCGUGAUGCGCUCCUGUCAUACUGCUGUCGAGUUAUUUAAGAACGUAUGUGAACGAGGGCGCUGGUCUGAGAGACUCAUGACUGCCUACAAUAGCUAUAAAGAUGGUGAUUCAAAUGCUGCUGUGGUUCAAUAUCUCCUGUUGGCAGAACAAGGCUACGAAGUGGCACAGAGCAAUGCUGCCUUCAUACUUGAUCAGAAAGAGGCCAGCAUAGUAGGAGAGAAUGAGACUUAUCCCCAAGCCUUGCUGCAUUGGAAUAGAGCAGCCUCCCAAGGUUACACUGUUGCUAGAAUUAAGCUUGGAGAUUACCAUUUCUAUGGCUUUGGUACCGAUGUUGAUUAUGAAACUGCAUUUAUUCACUAUCGACUGGCAUCAGAGCAACAGCAUAGUGCCCAAGCCAUGUUUAACCUAGGGUACAUGCAUGAGAAAGGACUGGGCAUCAAACAGGAUAUUCACCUUGCAAAACGCUUCUAUGACAUGGCCGCUGAAGCCAGCCCAGAUGCUCAAGUUCCUGUCUUCCUAGCACUCUGUAAACUCGGGAUUGUCUACUCCUUGCAGUAUGUACGAGAAACCAAUAUCAGAGAGAUAUUGUCACAUCUUGACAUGGACCAGCUGUUGGGCCCUGAGUGGGACCUUUACCUUAUGACUAUCAUCGCUUUGCUCCUAGGAACAGUUAUAGCUUACAGACAGAGGCAACACCAAGCUAUCCCCAGACCGGCGGGGCUGCGGCCAGCUGUGCCUCAACAAGAACCUCCACCAGAACAUCAGCCGCCGCAAUAGCAGCAACAGAAAUCUCAGUGAAAAGAACUGUAUUCUCCAGCAGAAACUAUUUUCAUUGUGAUUUAGAACAGAUCAAUGGUCCUUUCCCCCUCCCCCGCCCCCUCCCCGAAGAGGCUCAAAGAAUGAUGCCUUUAUUCAGGGAUAAGUAACUUUUUCUAGACUGAUUUGAAUGUUAUUUCAGUGCCAAUGGAAUAACACAAUGGCUUUUUUUGUGAAACACAAGUGUGCUACUACAAAAGUGAUGCCUGCUAUAUCCAAUUUCUCUUUAUUUGAAGUCCUUUUUCAUCAUCGCUUAAAGUGUGUGGAAAACAUUGGCUAAUAGGAGCUGGCCCAUGUAGAAAGAAAAAAAAUAUUGGAAGGCUGAAGACCUGAACUCUGCUCUUCUGAGCAAAAAGAGAUCCUCUAGAACUGUGAGAGAAUUUGUUUUUCUUAUCUGCAUCCCAAGUAUUCCUACAGACCUUAUUUUAAUUAUUCCUUAAUAAUAGUUUCACAGUUCACGUAAUCUCAUUAUUUUCCUUUGAUGACUUAAACUGGAUGUUCCAUUCAGAAGAAGCAAAAACAAAAGCAAAAUCUGUAACUAGUGAGAAAACUUCUUGUUCUCUGUGAUUUGCACUUUGGGGUUUUGUUUUUUCCUUGCAGCAUACAUUUUUGCUAAUGGCCAGUCUCUAUUCAAGAAGGUGAAUAGGGAUAGAUUGCAUUUGUAAAAUAAAAGAAUGAUUUAACAAAUCCUCCACAGAAUGUCCUCCACAAACAUUUGGAAAAGUGGUGAAUAUUUUCUUGUGGCCUCUGUGCAACUUGUGGGAUUUCUUAGCACAAGAGCAAAAAGGCAAUUUGUUAGUCUUCCUGCUUUAUUUUUUUAAUCUUGUCUCAAUAGUAAGCUGAGAGAGUGGCUAAUUGUAGAAUGCAGCAAGAAUUAUUGUUAAGAAAAGACUCUGAUGGGAGGACAUAGCCAGAAGCCUUCUCUGCUCAGUUAUAGGUAGACUAUUUUUCUAGUGUUUCUUUUCUUAAAAGAUGGGACUCUUGUGUUUCUCCAGCUAGUCUUACAACUUCAGCAAUCCAGUCAGUAAGUACAAUGGAAAUGACCUGUAUCACAAGGUCUUUAUGCAGCUAAAAUCUACAUAUCUUGCUACAUACAUAGUGGGUGCAGCAGAGAAUCUGCCUCUAUCUGCUGAGCACAUCUAAAUGAAGGGAAGUACAAAGGGGUGAAUUCCAGCUCCCUACUCUUGGAGCUGAAUUUUCAUCAGCAUUGCUGAACUUCAGAGUAGCCUAAGGAGUGGUUAGAAAUGUGCUGGCUGGUAACAGCCCCUCAUUGGAACACAGGAGCAUCUAGCUGUGUUCCCUCUGCCAUCUGUGUCAGAAUGACAUAACAGAUGGCUAUAGCAUCUGAGGACUCCCCUCAAUGGGGGAAUCCAGAAUGGAGGUGGUCCCAAUGGAUUACGGCUCCUUCGUGUCACUGGAGCAGUGCAAAGGUGCCACACUGGGGUAGAGAAUCUGACCCAUAAACUCAAGGUUCUUGUUUUGUAAAAUUCUUGAUAGUUGUUUUAACUGAUCAUAACCAUUUGGAAGCUAAAUGCACAAAGUAAAUAUGGGAGAAUAGCUUUCUGGGAGAAGAAGGCAGAAAUCUGUAUUAUUAUUUUUUUCCCUCAGUAGCAGAUACGGAUAUUUGUUUCCAUAUUAACACUAUACUCUGUGGAUACACUAUUUUAAAGCAAAAUGAAAUUUGAAUAUUCAAGACUCUGACGCUGCCUCUAGAUCAUACAUUGUGCAUUUAAAGAGUUAACUGCUUCCUUUUUAAAGGCUUUUGUUCAGUAGAUUGGAAUUUAAGUAAGAACCAGCCUGUAUGAAAAGGCUUCGAAACUGUGAGAUCUUUUACGUUUUGUACAUAAUGUAUUAUAAAGAGUUGAAUGGGCAAGGUUUCUUUGCAGUUAACUUGUUGCAUUUUGGGAGAAGGGCUAAAUAUUCUUUCCUGGAAGCUAAUGUUUUGUGGCUGACUGCAGUAUUAUGAAUACAGACAAAACUUUUAGAUACUCCAAGAGCGUGGAGUCAGAAUCUCACUAGGUCUUCAUGGAAGUUCCAUUCUGGGGCAAGGGGAUGUUUCAGUUCUGUUUGAGAGGGAACAGUAUUUAAUUUCUACAUGAUCUGAUUAAAAUGUACAGCAGUCCAUUAACUGCAUUAUUUAAAAAAAAAAUUCAGUGAACUUCCAAACCUUUUCCCUCUGCGGUAUUUUACCUCUUCCCUUGAUUUUGUAGAUCUCUCUAGCUCAGCAUAAGGUAGUUAAAGGCUGGAUAUGGAAAACAUUUUCCAAUUCACCACCACUGAAUGCAUUGUGUAUCUAUUUUGUUUUUUAACAAUUCUACCAUUUGCUAAUCUUAAUUUUUAUUUAAAAGGUUUUGAAUGCUAUAAUCUAAUAGAGCUAAAUUCUAAUGGCUCACUCCUAGUUAUGUGGGAAUUCAUUCCCACCAAAUGGUUUAUAACAGCAGUCUUUUGUAGCUGGCUUUGCACAGAGCUGAAACAUUUUACAUUAAAGAAAUCAACAGAAGGCAAUAUAUCAUCAAAACAUUUUUUCAUGUUAUAGAAUUGCCUUUUGAGAAGUACAACAUAAGCAAUAAGGAAGUUUUUCCCCUACUGUUGACCAUCGCUUAAUCUUGUCAAAUGGCAUCCAUUUGAAUAAAAUGAUAAUAGCAGAAACUAGUUUAUAUGAAUAACAUCAAACUAACUCAGGGAUUAAAGAAAUAUGAGUAGAUUUUCUAGGUCAGCUGCCUACAACGUGGUUUAGUUUUUCUGAUAAUCCCUUACUGUUCUGCUCCAAACUUUGCAGCAUAUUUUUGCUUCUUACAAAAAAAAGACUUAGUAAUAGUGAAUUAUUUCAGGUUGUGCAUACAGUUUAUCAACCAGUUCUUUCAAUUUCCUAAGUAAGUAGGAGUGGUUUUUUAAUUAUCUUUCUAUUUGUUUUUAAAGAGCAUCUUUUCAUUUUUAGUGGCACACCUUGUCUUUCUAGUUGUGUGCAAGAGCAGUUUGAAGGGAAAUUGGAUUUAAAAUAAAUUUUCCAUUCAGUUGAUCACUUGGUGCAGCAGCUCAAAUUCUUAAUUCAGUGAAGUUAUAUUGCUAAAGUUGAGUAUGCACCUGCUAAACUUUGAAGGCUAAUAUGCGAGUGACGAAUACUUCACUAUUGGGAAGUUAGGUAACUUCAGUCAAAAAUAAGUGAUAAUUUGAGAUUGUAUUGGUUAAAAAUCUACUGACACUGAAUUCUGUUCAGUUUAUUUUCCCCUAUAUUUCUUUUCUCUCAUUAUUUAUUCUGGAACCUUGAAUGAGAACAGGAUUUCUGAAUGUGAACUGCAGUGUGUGUUGAGUGAAAUAAUUUUAUAGACCUCCUCCCCUCACCCCACUCCGGCAGCGUUUUAAGUGGAAACUUUACCUAUCCGAUCUUCCCAGUGCUUACUGUACUGAACAGUAGAGCAUCCAAAUGCCAUCAGUGGGAGUUCUACAUGUGGAAAGAAAUUAGGAAGAUGAAGAUCUGAGGAGAGAAUUUUAUUCCAGUGACCUCAAAUCACUAACCUUAUGUACCUGUCAACUUAAAAAUGUUGCUUGUAAUUUGAAAACAAAACUCUUAAAUACUUGAUUUAACUUCCAAGUUGAGAAUUUAGGAUUCUGUCAUCUGCAUUUUCCUUGGUGAUAUUUGUCCAAGGAUCUGCUUAAAUGAGUUGUUGUUAUUCAUUUGUUUGGAAAUAUUUCACCCUAUGACUAAUAAUUUCAAAUGGGGAAUAAGUAGCAGAAGAAAGGAGCUUGCGUUAAUACAAAUGUCCUUAGAUCGUUUUUUCAAAACAUAAAGGUGAAACCUUUUUAAAGUUUUCCAAGAGACUUUGGCUGUUGUGAUAAACUUGCUGAAGUAAAACUCAUCAACCUGUCUUUCCAUGUGACUUUUCAAGAAGGUUAAAUGUAUUGUCAAAGCAUUUAUAGUGUUCAAAAAUAUUAUGUACCAAUCCUGUUGCCAUCAAUAUACAAAUUAAGUUUGGCACAUUGUUAUUACGGGGGAAAGCUCAACUUCACCAAUCUUUUCCUUUAUAAAUAGGCAACCAUAAGCUGAUAUUUAUGUUUGGGUUCCAGAGAAUAUUCACAAGUAUACAACAAUGAAAAGGCUUAAUAUGACUUGAGAACUACUACAAGUGCAUAAGGGCAGGCAAGGGCUACUGGCAAAAGUCCUUUUUGUCUUUAUCAGCUGCAGCUGUUAAGAGGGUAUUGUAGGGAUUUUUAAAUUUUAUUUUGUAUUUAUGGAAAUGCAGCAUAAAGGCUGAUAAAGUGUAAUAUAAUUGUGUAAACAAAUUAUGUUAAUAGAAAGAUGUACAGAUUCAUUUUGUACUGUAUCUUUAAUCCUGUGAAAUAAAGUUACCACCUCUA